AUGUCACGGCUAUACGUCCUCUGCGUGGCACUACUGUCAGUGGCCCAGACUGGCGUGGCACGACCAUAUCGACCCAACGUGCUCUUCGACCUCGAUCUGGGCGACACCUCGACCAUGUUCACCUACUUCCCCGAUAACUGGCGGCCGAACCCCGAGCCUGGAAACUCGUGGUGGGCGACAACGUUCCAAGACGCUCCAGCCACCUACGUCCCAGGGAUGGUGGGGCCUGGCGCAGCGGCGCACUAUGUCGAGGUGCCCGACAGCGGCCCACGCAUCGUCGUUGAAGCCUCCACUCUCAGCUUUGUUGGCCGAGGCGUAACUGUCCACGGUAGGCAGAAUGCGACGUGGGCACCGGACUCCGCGGGCAUUUCCGGCGCCGACCCCGCGCUCGAUGCUCCGAUCGGGUGGUACAUCAACCACGAGCGCGAGGCCGUUACGCGGUAUGCCGACGACACACUGUUCCGCACCGACAACAUGUCAUUCGCUUACAAUUCGAUCAUGUUCGAACCCAGGCGAGGGUUGUUGGCAUUGACCACUGCCACUGUCAUGACUGGGAUGAUUGCCGAGGCAGCGACUUUGGACCAAGUGCCACUCCGCGUCGAGCCGUUCGUGUCCAACGGCAACAUCAAUCCCCUGUUCGAGAAGACUGGUGAAUGGAAGGUAGAGGACCACAUUGGCGGUGUCGGAGGGCAGGACCGGAUCGCGUACGACCACGCUGUCAGCAGCGGUACCGACGCAGUCCUCAAGGCCAAGCUCCCGCCGAGCACCACCUUCCUCAUCCUCAACGGUACGACAGGUCCAGACUACGACAAGCUCUAUGUCGACAUCCAGCCUCCGCCGCCACUCACGCCAAAGUCGUACACGUACAUCACGACACGGGACAAGUGGGUCUCCAAGUCAAUCCUGUACUUCACCCCGCUGGACCCAACCUUCAACUACACCCUCACUCUCGCGCCCGCCAUCAACAGCUCCGUCUCGCUCCACAGCCUGACGUUGUACUCUGGUGUCGGGAUCGGCAACGACACAACCAAGGCAUUUGGCGGCCUCGGCACCACUGACCACCAGGGUGCCAAGAUUACGCCGCCGAAGAAGCACGUCAACAAGGGUGCGAUCAUCGGCGGCGUCGUCGGUGGCGUGCUUGGCGUGCUCCUCCUGGCCAUUCUUGGGUUCUGGGCCAUCCGCACGCAUCGCAGGAAACACACCUCCCCGCUCCGCUUUGAGAGGGCAGAAGACAUGCAGGCCACGCCCUUCAUCGCCGCCCCUGCCACCCAGAGCCACGGCACGACCACGGCCUUCGCGUCCGCAUCGCAGGAGAAGGCGGCUCUUCGGCACCCAUACGACACCGUUCGUCAGAACAACGGCUACCUCGAUGUGGCUGGCUCGUCGUCUGGACCCAGUUCGAGUGGCGGACCGAGCCGAGAUUUCGACACCGCAUCAUCAAGCUCUGGCUCUCGCAAUGCGCGUCCAAGCUUACCACCUGGCGCGUCGCAACGAUAG
Vanrija pseudolonga is the source of this 1497-nucleotide messenger RNA. RefSeq lists its product as uncharacterized. Bases 1 to 1497 code for a protein of 498 amino acids. The record is from RefSeq and is a predicted model, not a curated record. The transcript is spliced from 3 exons. Lineage: Eukaryota; Fungi; Basidiomycota; Tremellomycetes; Trichosporonales; Trichosporonaceae.